Mizuhopecten yessoensis (Yesso scallop) is the source of this 912-nucleotide messenger RNA. Its product is annotated as NADH dehydrogenase [ubiquinone] 1 beta subcomplex subunit 5, mitochondrial-like. The transcript is spliced from 6 exons. Bases 60 to 623 code for a protein of 187 amino acids. The record is from RefSeq and is a predicted model, not a curated record. Lineage: Eukaryota; Metazoa; Mollusca; Bivalvia; Pectinida; Pectinidae.
GUUUGUGCGGUCCUGCAUUCACCUUGCUGUCGACCUAUCGGAUGGGAAAAUAACACACGAUGGUUGUGAUCAGCUGUCUACGUCCCUCUGCGCGGGGACUAAAGGCCGUUUUGCCGGUCUUAAGAUGUUCACCACCGACAAUUUCAGCUUCAAAACAAGUAGGACCAGUUAUCAUGUCGUGCAGAGGGGGAGCAGGCAGGGCUAUGCCGAUGAGGACUGGUCUAUACUUGGAUCGACUGUGGAGAGAUGGUGUGCAAUUCUUCCUCGUUUUGGGAACCAUACCAGCUCUAGGGAUUAUCACUUUAUCCAACCUGUUCAGCACUCACGGUGAAUUAACGGAUUUACCUGAGGAUCAAAACCCUCAAACCUGGGAAUAUCACAAGCAUCCCAUCACCAGGUUUAUAGCGAAGUAUAUCGUGCGUUCGCCAGAGAAGCUUUACGAAGUCCACAUGGCAAUGAUGUACGAACAGGACCAGAAGAGAAGAUUAAGGUUACUUGAGCGCCAGGUGAAGCGUGUGAUGUUGGACAGACAGGAUGUUCGUGGUUGGUAUUACUUCCAGGGUUCCACCGAUAUCAAACAGCAAACUGCCGAUGAAGAGGAUCCUCCCGGUACUCCUUUCUAAGAUCUUUAGUGACUUAUAUGCAAGUGAGCGAAUGUGUGUGUGUGUGUAAUAAUAUUGUUUGUUUGCAUUUCAUCUAGCCAAUUACUUGGUUCUUGAGACGAAAGGUUUGAAAUUGUGAACAUGUCUAUGGACAAAAGUUUCCAAAUAGACUCGAUUCUUUCAAAGUUUUUUGAUGCUUUGAAUAUACCAGAUAAUUUUUCAGACUCAAAAUGCAUUACCCAGAAUGAAAAUUAAGAAAUAAGUUUCUUCUUAUGUGCUUUGAGGGUAAUAAACUGUUGUAGAAAUUUUA